Pediculus humanus corporis (human body louse) is the source of this 4713-nucleotide messenger RNA. RefSeq lists its product as uncharacterized. NCBI's taxonomy places the organism in Eukaryota, Metazoa, Arthropoda, Insecta, Psocodea, Pediculidae. The transcript has 20 exons. The record is from RefSeq and is a predicted model, not a curated record. Gene Ontology annotation, cellular component: Ino80 complex. Gene Ontology annotation, biological process: DNA repair. Gene Ontology annotation, molecular function: ATP-dependent chromatin remodeler activity; DNA binding; histone binding. The coding region runs from base 1 to 4713 and encodes 1570 amino acids.
AUGGCAGAAAUCCCUGACAUAAUGGGACAUGUUGGAGAGCUAGCUCAACCUUUACACAUUCAAAGGCUGCACAAAAGUCUUGUUUUGCAACCUUUUUUGAACAGUGUAGAGAAAGUGUUCAAGCAUACACAGAGUGAUGACUCUGAUUCUGACAUUGAUGUAAAUGAUUACAAGUUUAAAAAAAAAGGGGAAAAACUUGUAAAUGGGAUUCCAACAACUACAGAAGAAAGAAGGUCUGAUAAGAUGAGACUUUUUAAUUUUACUAAUAUCCAGGCUGACAGAAAGUGGUUGCAUGAUGUUCUUAUCAGUGAUUCAUCUGGGUCUUCCGAUGAAGACAAACCAAUCACAGAUGAAUAUUUUCAAGAAAUGCUAAGGCAGCAUGUUGAGGAAAAAAAAUAUAGAAAAAGGGUACAUGCCAAGCCUGAAUAUCAUCGAUAUCAGUAUUAUGGGACUGGACUCUUAUCUAAUUAUGACAAGUAUCCAGAACAUCAAAAAUCUGUGAUAGGUUUUAAAAAAGUCGAAGGAGGGAAAAACAAAAAAAAAUUAAGCAAAUCAUUUGUAGAUGGGCUUAAAAGUAGGAAACCUAAAAAAGUUAUAAAAAAAGAAUGUAAUCUUAAUGACAGUUUGGAUCAAGAUAGCAUUCAAAAAGAUGACAAACUUAGCCUAUUGGAUGAUUACAAAGAGGAGUCUGAAAAAUUAAGAUCUCUGCCAGGUCAAGGAAAAAGUUCGAGAAGUAAAAAAAAAACUGAUAAACUUAAAUCACCUGAAGUUAUGGCUAUGAGAAGAAAAAAACUUUGGGCCGUUAUGUCUAAAAAAGAAGUAGCUAAGGGUCAGCGCUCCAAAGCGAAUAAUCAUAAGGAAGUAAUAUCAUUGUGCAAGAAAAUGGCGCAAUUAUGCAUAAAACAUUGGAAACAAAAAGCAUUACAAUCACAGAAAAACAUGAAAGAAACAGUUUGGAGAAAUAAAAGACUUACUAGAGAAAUGCAAGCUUAUUGGAAAAGAUACGAAAGAGUUGAAAGAGAUACCAGGAGGAGGCAAGAAAAAGAAGCAGAGGAGCAAAGGAAAAUGGAUGUCGAGUUGAUGGAGGCAAAGCGGCAGCAGAGAAAGUUAAAUUUUUUAAUUACUCAAACAGAACUCUACGCUCAUUUUAUUUCAAAAAAACUUUGUGGUUCUGGUUUUAACGAGCAGCACAGAAUAUUGAGCCAGUUGGAUGAAGAAAAAAAUCCCAGGCUAGCCUCUAUCGACGAUUAUAACAGCGAAGAAAUGAAAGCAAAAGCAACGAAGAAUGUUGAGGAGGCAUUUAAUGCUGAAAAAGUUAGAAGUAGUCAGUUUGAACAUUCUAGCGUUUCAAGGGAAGGAGACGGUGAAUUUAACGACGAACGUCCUCAACCGUUAAUGUUUAAGGGUAAUUUAAAACAUUAUCAAUUGAAAGGAAUGAAUUGGCUUUCAAACUUGUACGAUCAAGGUAUAAAUGGGAUUUUGGCCGAUGAAAUGGGUUUAGGGAAAACUGUUCAAUCCAUUGCAUUUUUAUGCCACAUAGCGGAAAAAUACUCUGUUUGGGGUCCGUUUUUAAUUAUAUCUCCAGCUUCUACUCUUCAUAAUUGGCAACAAGAAAUGGAAAGAUUUGUUCCAGAUUUUAAAGUAGUUCCCUAUUGGGGAAACGUUCAAGAGCGAAGAAUUUUACGGCAGUUUUGGGAUCAAAAAGACCUUCAUACUAAAGAAGCAAGUUUUCACGUUGUCAUAACUAGUUACCAACUCGUGAUUACCGAUUUUAAAUAUUUCAAUCGUAUCAAGUGGCAAUAUUUAAUAUUGGACGAAGCGCAAGCCAUUAAAAGUUCCAACAGUAUGCGUUGGAAACUUCUUCUCGGGUUUAGUUGUCGGAAUAGAUUACUUCUUAGUGGUACUCCAAUUCAAAACUCAAUGGCUGAACUAUGGGCGUUACUUCAUUUCAUUAUGCCAACUUUAUUUGAUAAUCACGAAGAAUUUAGUGAAUGGUUUUCUAAAGAUAUCGAAAGCCAAGCGGAAAACAAAUCUAAAAUAGAUGAAAAGCACUUAUCUAGACUUCAUUUAAUAUUAAAACCUUUUAUGUUAAGAAGAAUUAAAAAAGACGUAGAAAACGAAUUAUCGGAUAAAAUAGAAAUAAUGGUAUAUUGUCCGCUGACCAUACGUCAGAAAUUGUUAUAUUCUGGAUUGAAAAAGAAAAUUCGUAUAGAGGAUUUAUUAGCUGGCAUCAGCGGAAGAGGUGGAACAACUGGUGAAGAUUCGGGAAAUAAAAAUGUGGCAUCUAGUUUAAUGAAUUUAGUCAUGCAAUUUAGAAAGGUUUGCAAUCAUCCUGAAUUGUUCGAGCGUAGAGAAGCUAGAUCUCCAUUGUAUUUAAAUUGCAAUGAGUAUAUCAUUCCAAAAUUAAUCUACGAGGAUGGAAUGUUGCAUAAAGCAAUUCCUAGCGUUAAUCACUUAUUGUACAAUAAAUUUAGUAUAUUUGCGAUUGAAUGGAUGUUUAAAUCUCUUUUCUCAGAAAGUAAAGAAAAUGAAUCUGUGUCAACACGAUGCGAUAGUUUUUUCUCAUUUUUGAGAUUUGUAGAUAUUUCCUUUCAAGAAUUGAAAAAUAUGCUUUUAAAGGGAAUCUUAUAUUUUUGGAUUUACUCAUAUAGAUCUCAUAAAUUAGAAGAACUUGUUUACUACCGUUCUAUUUGGAAUAAUUUUAAACCAUCUAAUAAACGUCUUUUAAUUAGUCCGGAAAGUAGCACUUCUUUUCCUUCUAUUUCUUCCAGUCCAGCUUUGAACGAUUUGGUUUUUACCAGGCACGUGGGGGAUCGCAGUACAGUUUACACUCACACUAAACAUAUCCAUCAUUCAAUGGCUGAAACUUUGCAGCACAGAGUUAUGCGAAGUCAAAAGAUAAAAUCUAAUCAAACUGAAUCAACGGCAGAAGCGGAAACGGUCGAACCCGAAUCAUCUGAUUGGUCGAAUGAAGGCAAAGGAAAGGCGAAAGUUUGUAAGAGUCCGACCAAAGUUAAUCAAAAAAUUACCAAUGUUUCGGAUGAUAGUUCAAAAAAUUUUAUCGUCCCUGAAUUCCCGUAUGUAAAACGGCCUCCCAGAAUUUACGAGUGUGUGCCGACUCAAAUGCCCGAGUUUCUUUUUGUACCUAAUCUUAAGAUUCAAGCCAAAUCAAGAAUUCAGUAUUCUAGUUGUAGAAAUUCAGCUUGGAAUUGGACCAAACACCUUCUAUGUUCCGGUAAGGAAGGUUGGGAAACUGUCUGGUACGGUCAUCCAAUUCUAGCAGAACUUUAUCGCGAAAGAAAUUUAAAAUUUCAUUACCUGCCCGUCGGUGGGCUAAUAGCGGCUGAACCAAAGUCCGGUUGGUCAAAUAUAACAAUUCCUGACAAACAAACUAUGGUUGCUGAUGCUGGAAAGCUUUACGUACUCGAUGGCCUUCUUAAAAGGCUUAAAGAAGGAGGACACAGGGUUUUAAUUUAUUCCCAAAUGACUAGAAUGAUAGAUUUAUUAGAAGAAUAUAUGUGGCAUAGAAAGCACACGUACAUGAGGCUUGAUGGUUCAUCUAAAAUAUCAGAAAGGAGAGAUAUGGUUGCCGAUUUUCAAUCUCGUGCCGACAUAUUCGUUUUUUUGCUUUCGACAAGAGCUGGAGGUCUUGGUAUUAAUUUAACCGCUGCCGAUACCGUUAUUUUUUAUGACAGUGAUUGGAAUCCGACGGUCGAUCAGCAGGCUAUGGAUAGAGCUCACAGGUUGGGACAAACAAAACAAGUAACGGUUUAUAGAUUGAUAUGCAAAGGAACGAUAGAAGAAAGGAUAUUGCAAAGGGCGCGAGAAAAGAGCGAGAUUCAAAGAAUGGUUAUCAGCGGAGGAAAUUUCAAACCCGAUCAUCUCAAACCAAAGGAAGUGGUUUCAUUGUUGUUGGAUGACGAAGAAAUCGAAAAAAAAUGUAAGAUUUUUCAAGCUGAAAAAAAAUUGGCGGAUGAAAACAAGCAAGACACAUCAAAAAAUGACAAAAGACGAAAAAUAAAAACGGAACCGUCGAAUGCCACCACCGCCGAACCCGGAGGUAAAAAAAUAAAAUUAGAACCUUUAGAUGAUUCUUUGCUCAGCGUGGAUUCGACUCCUCAAAGUCCUACGAGGAGUGAUUACUCAUUGGGUAGCGGAGCAGUCCCACAGGAUGAAACGAGUAAUGAUGGUUUCGUCGUCGAUGUGGACAGUCCCGCCGGUUAUACUUCCGGUUUGAAUACAAGCAAUAAUCCGUACAAUAAUCCAUUGGGAAUCGGAUCGCUCAAAGUGAAACCUGUGUCUAGAGGAUCAAGGAGGGGUCGUCCGCGUGGUCUAAGGAGAGGAAGUUGCAAUUCGGUAUCGAAAAGGUAUACGGGAGGAAUCAAAUUACCCGGAGAAAUGUUCAUAAGCGGUGAAAGUCCGGAAACUCCGGUCGAAGCGGCACCCCCUACGAAACGUGGCAAAAAUUUAAGUUGUAGCAUUUCUGGAAAUUUAAAAAGGGGUCCGGGUAGACCGCGUAUGAAACCUUUCAUGCCGGGAAAUAGAGGAACGAGAGGUCCUUCGAGAACGAGUAGGAAAACUACGGCACCUCUUCAGGUACCGAUUUCGAGAUCGUCGGAACCUUCUUCGCCAGCCGCCGCCACCGCGAGUUCCGGUAUCGAUACUCCAAAACCAUACGGAUUUUACAUGCCAUGUUCCAGCGGUCCGGAAUAA